This is a messenger RNA of Brassica oleracea var. oleracea, 2457 nucleotides long. RefSeq lists its product as uncharacterized. Gene Ontology annotation, molecular function: deSUMOylase activity. The transcript has 7 exons. Gene Ontology annotation, biological process: protein desumoylation. Lineage: Eukaryota; Viridiplantae; Streptophyta; Magnoliopsida; Brassicales; Brassicaceae. The record is from RefSeq and is a predicted model, not a curated record. Gene Ontology annotation, cellular component: nucleus. The coding region runs from base 1 to 2457 and encodes 818 amino acids.
AUGGAGUUAGAGCUACCUAAGGGACUGUAUGCAGAGGGUUUGGAACCUCAGGUCAAGAAGAUCAAUAAUUGCUGCCACAUGGAACUUAUCAGGGAUCUGAAGAAAGUCAUGUCUGCAGAGUACAAUGAUGUGAAGAUAGAUCCUGUUUUCAAACAUAUCAUGGCUAUUGCGGAUAACAAGCUCAGGUUUUCAGGGAAAUUGGUGGAUAGUUUCUUGUGUAAGCAGCUGAUUACCUCGAAGAUGCAUGAGAAGUGGUUUGUCUUUGCGAGGGAAAGGAUAAGGUUGAUCUACCUGUGUGUGAUAAUGGGUGUGGUGAUGGGGAGAGAUGAGAAGGUGAACAUCCCUGAUAUGUACAUCAAGUUGGUGAUGGAUCUUGACAAGCUCCGGAAGUUCCAUUGGGGUCUCCACUCGUAUGACUUCCUGCUAAGUUCCAUUGAGAAGGCUAGGAAGAAGUUGGGUAAGAAGGACAGCUACAUUUUUGAGGGUUUCUCAUAUGCUCUCCAGAUUUGGAUUAUGGAAGCAAUUCCUGAUUUUGGAGAAAUAUGUGGGAGACAAGUCUCUGGCAGCUUCGUCGGUCCAAGGUGUGGCAAUUGGAAAGGAGUUGCAAACAUUUCUUAUGAAGACAUCAUUGAGCUUGAGGACUCCUUAACUAAGAAGGGUGACUUGUUCUCGGUUAUUUCAGUGAGUGGUAAUGGUGAUAUGUUUCAGCAUGUUGACUAUACAAGGAAGGGUGAGAUGGAAGAUGAACGAGUGGACCUUCUUCUAGAUAGGAUCAGACAGAAGUUUGAUUGGAGCUCCACAGAAUGGCCAGUUUUAGAGCCAGAAGAGACUGAAAUGGAGGAAGCCGACAGCCAGGAUAGAGGGUCAGAAACUGAUAAGACUGUAGCUGAUACUGAUGUUUUAGCAGAGGAGGAGACCUCUUCGGUCACGGUUGCAAGAAAAGGCAAGAGAAAGGUUCUUGAUGAAGGAGCAGUGACAAGAAAGAAGAAGUUGCUGUGUAAACGAUUUGCAGGAAAAAAUCUUGUUUUUGGUCCUGAAACUAAGAGUUUCAUUGAGGGUCUCAUCCAGACAUCUGUCACUUCCUUGGGGGAUAAGCUCAGUACGCAAAUGGCUAAUAUGGAGAGGAUGUUUACAGAGAGGAUGGGGAAGAUGGAGAUUGAGGUUUCACAGCUCAGGGACGCAAUCAGUUUGACUGGUGAAAGACGCUAUCCUAGCAAGAAAGCAGCUGAAGAAGCUCCACUACACAGCAAAGCCAAGCAAGCUCCACCUAAGAGCAAAGCCAAUCAAGAUCCACCUAAGAGAAAAGGCGCUCAAGCUCCACCUAAGCGCAAAGGCGAUCAACCUACACCAACAAAAAAAUCACUACAAGAAAACAGGUCGUUUCCGACUACGGUAUUAGUCGGUAUUCAGUCGGAUGGGAAAAAGAUUGCUACAGAAACUAAAGAUUUUGAUUUUGGAUUGAGUACACAAGACUUUAGGGACCUGUCCCAAGCUACAUUUGUUGAGGGUUUUGAUCUGUCUCAAGUGAAAGUUGAGACCUCAAGGAAAUCAAAACCAUUGAACAUGGCUCCACUGCAGUGGAAUGAUGAGCAAAUAGAUCGAACCAAAGAAGACUCACCAGAUGCCGCGUUGGUGUUUUUCCGUGAAGAGGAUUGGGAAAAAGUUAGAACUUGGUCAACUUCCUCCACACGUCUACGGAUUGGACCUGCCACUUUAGAUUUUGAGAUUGCUAAUCGUCUUAUGGAUAAAUCUGAGUGGGUUGAUAGCUUGGAGAUUGACGCCGCAAUGUACGUAUUCCGGGAGAGAACAUCUUUGAAACGAUGGAGACCUCAUCGUGUAGCCUUCAUGACUGUCGCCUUCAGCAAUAUGAUUAAAAAAGAGUACGGUCUUUUAGAAGCUCAGGGUAGAAAGAACUACAUGCUUCAUAAUUUGCUACUGCAGUACGGUAAAGGGGUCCUUCCACCACAUGGCAGGACACAAGAGAUAUGGAAUGUAGAUGUGAAUCGGAUGUAUGUCCCUGUUCAUGUCAGUGGGAAUCAUUGGAUCACCUUGUGCAUCAGUUUCGUGACGAGGAGCAUUGAUGUGUUCGACUGCUCGGGUAGGAAAAGGUACAAAGAGUUGGAUGGGUUCGCAAACCUUAUUUCGCGUAUUGUCAAGGCAGUUCAGCCUACGAGACACCAGAAGGAUUUCGCAGUCGGUGCAUAUACUGUUUCCUAUGUCCCCGUUGGGAAACUGAAUAAAAGUGCAUGUGACUGUGGCGUCUAUGCAGUGAAGUUCAUUGAGUGCCAUGCGCUUGGAUUGGAGUUGUCGUUGUUGCAUGAUGGUAACAUUAUCAAAGCUCGCCACAGGGUUUUAUGGGAUCUUUGGGAAGCAGCUAAUGAUCCGGAAUUGAUUGACAGGAUGUCAAAGUAUCAAUCCCCAGAGUGUCUCUCUUCGACUGUAGAGGAGAUUCUGUGA